Molecule: messenger RNA, 2247 nt
Organism: Mycena indigotica
Lineage: Eukaryota; Fungi; Basidiomycota; Agaricomycetes; Agaricales; Mycenaceae
Product: CxC1 domain-containing protein
Exons: 7
Coding region: 1-2247 (748 amino acids)
Source: RefSeq, a predicted model, not a curated record
AUGGUCCGCCUCAACUCGCCACCAACGGUCCGAUGUCCUGUCACGGCGUUAGCGGCCUUCGGAAGCUGUCAAACACCCUCAACCUCCCGCGGCGCCGCCAUGGUGAUCAGCAGUGGCGCUCCUUCAAAGCGCCGCACGUCCAACCGGCACGACAGACCGAGCACUUCUGGUGCCGGGAAGUAUCAUUUGACUCCCCUCAAGGCGCGGGAUGGACGCAUGAAGCGCGUCAUUCAGCCUACCAAAAGUCAGGCUGUGCGUCGGGCUGCUCUCCGAUCACAGCUUGCGCUCCUUCUUCAAGGCGACAGUAUCUCGGAUGGUCCACAGACACUCGGCAGCACCAGCGAGGAGCCUGGAGGCGACCAAUGGGUGGAUGAGAUGCCCACCGAUAGCCUCCCGGUCCCGUAUUUUGAACCGGUGCAGGUGCCUCUUCCCCCGCGCCGAGCUGCGGUCUCUCGCUUCAACCUUGCUGAUGCCUGGGGGAAUCUCCUCCCUGCUCUGGAGGGCCCAUGGUCCCAGUUCAAGCAGGCUACUUAUGCCUCCCCACCCACUCACAUUGGGCCCUCGCUCCACCAUGAAUGCCAGCAUGCAUGCGACACUUAUAUCAACAAAUCAGUUGACUGUCUCUACCCCACGCAUUUACAAAGGGUCUUCAUCUCAACCUGCUCCUGCAAGCCACUAGCUGUCCUCUUGGUCGAAAACGGAGUCUUCCCAUCAUCCCCCCAAAGGCCACGAAUCGCCGUAUCCAUCGAUCUCUUAGAGCUGUACAGGGCGUUGUUUGAACGCUCCUCUGCGACGCGAUUACGGCGCUGGCGAAUGCACUUCAAACUGUGUAUGAGCGGCGGGGCUUCAAUAUAUCAUCAACACAGGUGGCGGACCGGCGUCAAAGCGUCAGAUCCAUUUCGGCGAAGCCUCACGCAGGCUGUCCUUUGGUCCAGUAAUCUGCGCGACCGUAUAGCGCUUAGAGUCAGUGCAGCUCUUGCUGCAGCUGACAGGUCUCUGUCAUCCACUGCUCCCUCCAGUGGCGCCGCUACCUCCCCUUCGAAUGCCUCCGCCGCCGCCUCAAAUGCCCCCAAUGCCCCCUUCGUUCCUUCUGUAUCCCCUUCGGACGCCUCCACCUCCGCCUCCACUGCUCCUACGGACGCCGCUCCUGUCCCUUCGAAUGCCUCCGCCACCGCCUCCAAUGACGCCUCCGGUCAUGUCCUCCCUGCCUCUGGCACCGCCCAUCACGCAGAUCGAUUGCUCCACGACCGCUGUCCACUGUGUUUUGGUGGGGUUGACUGGGGAAAACCACUAUCCAGUGGUGGUGAUGUCCAACUGGGAGGAGAUGCAUGCUUUAGCUACCGUCACCUUCGUUCCGCGGGGGACGGCCCAAUUGGUUAUAAGCCCCAAUACUUUGUCUCGAAGGCAAAGGUUGAGCAGGUCCGACGGCGUGUAGACGAAGCUAAGCGAAGAAGGCCAACGCAGACCCUCGAUGACAGCUGUGCAGAAAAUUGGACAGCUGCCAACGAGAAGAAGAAGUUGGUUGAUCCCAAGCGAUAUGAUGCCAGCGGCAUCUUUGCUUUGAUAUGUCGCCAUGGUCAAACACUUUUCUGCUGCAACAUCGACACCCCAGGUGAACAGCACUACUACAUCAUUGCCCUCCUUGAGGAGGUGAUCCAACUUUUGCCUCCCGAUGCCACUAUCUCCCAAGCAUAUGAUGUAGGCUGUGUUAUUGACCGUAGCCAGUAUCUUUUUGAUGUCCUGGGGACAGGUAACUCACGUCGCAUCUGGACCAUUGACCAGUAUAUUGCCUUUGUCAACACAGACGGUUUCUACCGCUUGGGUGACUGGGUACUUCGGCAACAAUCCAAAAAUGUUCGGCGUCGCUAUUAUGAUGCUGGGAACCUGCUACGCAGAUGUGGUAUCCCUAUUUCUGAUCUGCGGGAUGAAUGGGCAGCUCAGAAAGCAGCCCAAACUUCUGGUCGUAGCCAUGCUCCAAAGCGCCUCCGCCGUGAUCUUGAUAAGGUGGUUGCCUUACAAGCUCAAAUUGAUGCCAUCGAAAAAUCUCUGGGAGAUGUUCGGGAGUCAAUCUCCAAUCAGACGGCUUCUAAUGACUCCUUUCGCCUCCUUCGUGAACUGCAGGCUACACAUGCUGACCUAGAGAGGCAGGCAGAGGCCUUAUACUCGUCUCUGAACAUCCAUCAGAUCUAUCCUGCUCUGGAAGGGCUACCUCCAGAGCUUGCCCGACUUUCUUGUUACUAUGCGUGA